This is a messenger RNA of Pelobates cultripes (western spadefoot toad), 21587 nucleotides long. The record is from the annotation of a GenBank genome assembly. Lineage: Eukaryota; Metazoa; Chordata; Amphibia; Anura; Pelobatidae.
CAAUGCAUUACAACUGUGGGUUUAGUUGAUAAACCCCACUGUUAAUAAAUAUAAGUUAUUCACUAAACAGCUAACGGGAUAUUAUCAAGGUCAUUGAACUAUUAGGCUAAAACAUCUGAAUUGGAAAAAUUCUACAAGUGUUUUGCUCCAUCGUUUUGGCCUAAAAUGUUCAACUCCUAAUGCAUUACCCACAGUUUACAGACGAAUUUACAAACCCAAGGCAGAGCUUUGUGAUGGACCGAAGAUGCUAUGAGCAACCGGAACUAGAAGGUAGAGAAUCUUUUCGGAGGAACAUUUAUAUUGUCGGACCUAGAGUCUCUCAGAAUCGGAAGUGCCUAGCGGGCGUCCUAGACCAAGAUGGCGGCGCUUACAGGUGAGCAGGUCACUAUUUAUUUGUCAAUAUCAAGGACUCGGGAGGUUUUACAACCGUGCAGUGUUUCUCUGUUUCCCAUAUUGUGGAAGAGGCUUCUUUCUGAUUAUAUAAACUGCUUGAUGUAUAAUACGCUAAGGGUGUAACAUUGUUUGUAUUUAUAAAAUAUGGGAAUCAACAUUAUCUGUCCAGGCGUAUUUUCGUACGAGUUGAUGUCGUUUUAUUAUUUUAGUUAACUUGCUUUCUUAUAUUCAGCCCUUUUUAAGUGUAGUUUGCCCGAUAUAAAUAUAUAUAUAUAUAUAUAUAUAUAUAUAUAUAUAUCUCUAUUUGUUUACACACACUCACCUAUCCAGGGUGCACUCACAGGACUUUCAACAGUGAUUUAAUAGUAAAACAAAAUUACAUCCGUAACAUUGAUCGUUUCGACCCUAAAUAUAUAAUUUUAUUUAUUUUUUGCAUUCUGUACAGGAAAAGGCAAAGUGGCAUGGUAUACAAACUAGCAUGUGCAAACAAAUACAAAGCUGCAAUAUUCUUUUUUUUUUUUUUUUUUGACAAUCUUUAUUUUCAAGUUUUAUCAUUUUUUCAAGGAAAGAUGUAGUAACGGUAUAACGUCAAUUUUAACAUCGGUUUUCUGAAUAGCUUAACAACAUUCGUCACCAUUGUUUUAACAUUCUCAAAACAGUUUUCUCAAACAAUAUUUCUAUAGUUUCCAUCACAUGCAUUAGGUAGAAUUAUUUAAGGUCAGGUUUCUAGUCUCGUAUCCCCACUAGCCUACAAUGCGCAGUUUGUUGCACCUAUGGUGUGCGCUCUACGUGUAGGGCGUGAAUCGGUGUCUAGUCUGGGUGCUGUGGGGGGUAAGUUUUCUGACACGCUACAUUUCUCAUUUCACGUUUCAUACCAACCGUGUCAGGAACCUUUUUGUCGCUUGACAUGUAUAUAUAUAUUGUUGGGCAUGGUAUAGGGCCACGCUAGCGAGAAAAGGUAUCUUUAGUGCCUUAACUCCUCCCCAGACUACUCAGCACUUAUUAACAUUCAAGGCCAUCUUGUCGCCUGGGUGAGAGCAAAGUGUGAUGGUUUAGGUUAAGUUCCCCACUAUUGUGGGUUGGCAGUUGCUGGUGUAUAUAUUUGUAUGCCUAUCGGUAUAGUUUGUCAUAUGGGAGGAUACUCUAGGUAUCAGUCUAGGAGGCCAGGAGGGGAUAUUUUCAUGCCGGUAUCAGCUCUAGGUUGGGUCUCGGUUUCCUGUGUGUUUUACACCUGUGAUUACAGUGGGUGUGCGUAUUGAUAAGCCCCAUUUACGAGCUCGUCAGAGUCGGUCGUUGGGGUUCUGUCCAAUGUCCAGUCUCGGGAAAGGGUCAGGAGGUAGGGGACCUUGGAGGGAGGGGUAGCCGGGUGGCUUAGCUCUGUAUGAGUCGGUCAACUGCGGGCCUCUGGGGGGCCGUGUUUGGGUUUGCUAAUCUGUUGGCUAGGUAUGUUUCCCAAGGGUACCAGGUCAGUGCACAUUGCUCCUGUCUACUGUGUAGGUCUGCAGUUAAGGACUCCAUUGAGUGGAUUUCUUCCACCCUUGUCACCCAUUGCUGGAGGGUAGGCGCCCCCCUCUGUUUCCACAUCACUGGGAUAAGGGCCUUUGCCGCGUUGAGUAGUGGCAGCAAGAGGGAUUUCUUAUAUGUCUUAACGGGUGUGGGGGUGUGGUGUAAUAGCAUCGUUAGGGGUUCUAGGGUUAGCUCUGCACCUGUGAUUUUGUUUAUCUCUACCCUGAUCCUCUCCCAAAAUGUGGUAAUCUCGGGGCACUGCCACCAGAUGUGAAAGUACGUGCCGGUGUGCAAGCCGCAUCUCCAGCAGGUGUCCGGGGCACCUACGUUCAUGCGAUUGAGUACGUCAGGGGUUCUGUACCAGCGUGUUAAAAUUUUGUAGUUCAGCUCCUGGUACUUGGAGCUGAUAGAGCAUUUGUGUGUGAGAGUGUAAAUCUUGUCCCAGUCUUGCACAGUAAGGACUUCCCCCGAGUCCCUCUCCCAAUGAUCUUUAAAUUUGAGCACCACAUCUUCGUUAGUUUGGGUCUUGAGUAUGGUAUGUAUAGUGGAGAUACCUCUGUGUACGUGUGUUCGGUGUACGCACAGGUGUUCAAAGCUGGUGAGGGGUCUAGUCAGGUGUCCUCGACCAUGUAAGGACAUGAAGAAUGUCUUAACUUGGUGGUAUCUGAAUUGUUCGAGUAUCGUCGGUGGUCUAUCUGGGCAGAGGUUUCCGAGUGGUUUAAGUCCCUGAGUGUUGAGCCAUUGGUGCAGGUACAUCCAGUCUGCCUGCUGGAGGCCGGCUAGGUCUUGUGGGGUUAGAGCAUCGGCCAGGUCUGGGUUAUGUGUGAUGGGUGUCAAGGGGCUAGGAGAACUUGUGAGUUGCAGUCGGUAGCGUAUAGCUAUCCACACUCGGAGCGUUGCGUCAAUUAGUGGGUUCUCGGUGUGCAGGUCAGUGUAUGUGGCUGUAUGUAGCCAAAGCCUAGAGGGUAUUUUUCUAUCGGUUUGUUCUAGCUCAAUGGUCACCCAUUGUUUUAAUGGGUGUUGUGCGUGCCAGUCCGUCAGUCUGUGCAGGUGAGCGGCGCGGUAAUAUGUCUCUAUGGAGGGCAGUCCCGUGCCCCCCAUCAGUUUUGGUAGUUCCAGGGUUGAUUUUUUUAUUCGGGUUGGGCGAGAGUUCCAGACGAAUCUGCGGAUGGCAGUCGUCAUAGAGCUAAAAAAGGCUCUGGGGAGAGUAAUUGGCACUGUUUGGAAUAGGUAAAGUAUCCUGGGUAACACGUUCAUUUUAAUCGCAUUGAUACGUCCAAACCAGGAGAUGUAAUAUGGGGUCCAUUUCUUAAGGUCCGUCUGAAGUGAGAGUAGGAGGGGGAGAUAGUUAUGGUGGUAUAAUUGGGACGGGUCUUUGGUCAGCCAUAUGCCCAAAUAUUUUAAUUUAGUUUCGCACCAUUUAAACUUGUAUUGGGUGUGAAGGUGUGUUGGGGGGCCUGUAGGGGGUGGGAGGUGGAGAGCCUCGGACUUAUCCGUAUUAAGUUUAAGAUUAGAGAGUGCCCCAAACUCUCGGAAAGAUGCUAGGAGGUUGGGCAGCGAGAUCAACGGCUGUGUAAGAAAGAACAGCAUAUCGUCUGCAUAUGCGGCUACCCGGUAUUCGUGACGACCAAGGUCAAAUCCAGAGAUUCCCCCAUUCCGUCUGACCGCCCCCAGAAAUGGUUCCAGGGAGAGGGCAAACAGGAGGGGGGAGAGCGGGCAUCCCUGGCGGGUGCCAUUCCUGAUAGGGAAAGGGGCUGAAAGUGCCCCGUUAAUGCGGAUCCUCGCAGUGGGGCACGUGUACAGUGAGAGCACCCAGGCCAGCAUGUUGGGGCCGAAUCCCAUGUGUGUAAGGGUACUCCUCAGAUACGCCCAGCUCACCCUGUCAAAAGCCUUUUCGGCAUCGGUGGAAAGUAGUAGAAGUUCUCUACGGCGCGCUCGUGCUAUGUGUAGGAUGUUCAAGGCCUUAAUCGUGUUGUCUCUCCCUUCCCUACCCGGGAUAAACCCCACUUGAUCCGAAUGUACCAAGUGGGGGAGGUGUUUUGCGACUCUCAGGGCAAUGGCUUUUGCGAAUAGUUUCAGGUCUGCGUUUAGUAGCGAUAUGGGGCGGUAGCUCGCGCAAUUCGUCGGGUCCUUGCCCUCUUUUGGUAUUACAGUAACUAUGGCUGCUAACGUGUCUGGGGGAAAGCGCCCCCCCUCCAGUAUGGAGUUGAGGCCCAGUAAGAGAUUUGGUAAUAAGAUGUCCCUGAACGUACGUAAGUACAUCAGGGGCAGUCCGUCAGGUCCAGGGGCCUUAUGGGAUUUGGAGAUUUUUAGGGCUGCCGCCAGCUCCUCCAUGGUGAGGGGUUGGUCUAGGUCGUCCCGCAUUUCCGCGGUCAGCUUGUUAUCUAUAUUUUGUUCCAGGAAUUCAGUAAUUUGGCGGGUCUGUCGUGCGCGGGCAGCGUCAGUGUUAGGUUGGGGGAUAUUGUAUAGGUCCGUGUAGUAGUCUACGAACGCACGCUGAAUUCCAUCCGGCAUUCGGGUUUCAGCUUUGUCACUGGGCUUAAUUUUGUGUAUGUGGCUCGCCAUCCGACGGUCACGGAGCUGGCGGGCUAGCAGUCUGCCACUUUUGUCCGAGUGCUCAAAAAAGAACCGGGCCGAUUUUCUAAGGGUGCGUAGGAGACCCUGAGCUAAUAUGUCCCUUCUCUGUCUCCAGAGCGCUGUUAGAUGGAGGAACAUGUCUUCGUCCUGACUUUGUUUAUGAGCUUGCUCUAGGUUGGCUAUUUGAGUGUUUAAUGUUAUCAGCUUUCGUGUAUGUUCUUUCUUCCGUUGUGUACAGACCUUAAUAUAGUGUCCCCGUACUACACACUUAUGUGCUUCCCAUACCGUCAAGGGCGAGACAUCGGGGGUUGUGUUAGUGUCGAAGUAUUGUGUUAGAGUUUGCCUAACCGGGUCAGUGUCACCCAGGUUAAGCAGCAUAUUCUCAUUUAGCUUCCAGUGCCUUUCCGCUGGUUUGUGUAGUGGGGAUUGGAUCUGGGCUGAGACCGGGGCAUGAUCGGACUCCACAAUCAGGCCUAUGCUAGCCUUGCGGAGUAGUGUCAGGGCUUCCUGUGCCAUAAAGAUAUAGUCAAUCCGACUGUAUCUCUGGUGUACAGCUGAGAAAUAGGAAUAGUCCCUGCCAUCAGGAUGCGCCGCCCUCCAGCAAUCCACUAGUCCACUCCUUGUCAGAGCUCUCCCGACUGCGCGUAUGCAAUGACCUGGUAUUGAGCUUUCUCCCCUUGAGGUGUCUAAUCUGGCAUCUAACGGAGUGUUAAGAUCUCCUACCAUAAUUAGUAAGCCCUCUCUGAACUUGUUGAGCAAAGUGAGUGUUUUAUUUAGGAAGACAUGUUGGUUACGGUUCGGUGUAUAGAGGCAUGCGAAUGUGUAGGGAUGUUGUGCUAUGGUUCCUUUAAUGAAUAAGUAUCUACCGCCUGGAUCUAUUCGUUGCUCUGUGCAUACGAACGGGACAGUAUAUGAAAAGAGGAUCGCCACCCCCGCUUUUUUUUGGUCGGCAUGGUUGGAGUAAUAACCUGUGGGGAACCUUCUGUUUUUCAGGGUGGGGGCCUCCACUCCUUUAAGAUGCGUUUCCUGCAAAAACGCCACCGAGAUGCGUUCCGCCCAAAGAGUACUGAGUAGCUGAGACCGCUUCUCGGGUACGUUUAGACCUCUAACGUUGUUCGACCACAGGUUAAGCGGUGCCGGCACAUAGUUAGUGCCCAUCCCUAGCUGUGCGUGGGAAGGGGUAUGGGUGAGUCAGAGUAUCGCGGGGUAAGGUUCGGGGGGGGGGGGGAAGUAGGGUAGUCCAGUCAAAGUCAGGGCAGGUUAGUGGGUCGGGGUCUAGGUGACUACGACUCGCCUCGGGGUCAGUCGCUUCCCAGUGUCUAUUCCCUUCGGGGUAUGUCCCCAGAGUAGCCCCCGAGGGUUUGUACAGUGUGAGUCUGUCACGUGAGGUACGUGGGUCGUCCGUUCUUGGGUGAACCGUCGUCUGGAUCGCGCUGCUCUCACGGCACCCAGCCCACUGUAUUUGUUUAAUUGGAAUUUUCCCCUGUGGGUAUGGUGAAGUAGUACGAGGGUACCCCCUCCCAUUAUCCCUUUUCCUCUCUGUUCUUGAGGGUCUGAGUAUUGCGUGUCUAGUCGGUAAUCGGGCCCUGUAGUUACCUAACGGGUCCGGCCUCCCAGGGUGUACCCGCCCCGGCCUAGCCCCCUUGGCUUCGUGGGUUCAGGCGUGUUACCCGCCCCCUUGUGUAGGUGUGUGCCCCCCUAAGAGUGGUAUAAAGCAUGUGAACUUAUUCAAUAACAAUAACAAAUACAACUGUAAAGACCAGACCACCGCCUCUGGCGUUCCCCGUUCCCCCCUCCCAAGGAACCAUACCCCCCUCCUCUGCUCCCAAUUCCAGCUGGGGGAAGUGGAGUUCUCUCCUGCCUGUUGGCUUGCUAGUCCCUCCUGGGGAUGGGCGGAGCUUGGGUCUCGGGGCCCUCUGGGUCAUCAUGGGACUGUCCAGACUUUAUCCUGGGGUGCCAUUCAAAUAGUUGGAGUCCGCCAAUGCCUCCCCUCUACCCCAACCACCUAAAAAGGGGGGAUUCUAUGGGCCAGAGCCCGAGUCUGUAUAAAUCUGGGGGGGAUCCCCUCCGUGUCAUCAUCGUCCCCGGGUGGUACCCGAUCCCCAUAAAUCCCGCCACCCCAAGAAAUAUGUGGCCCUCCAUAGUCUCAAGUCCCUGCCACUCUGACUUGUGCGUAACUGCUACGGGCCCAGGGUAGGGGUGUAAGUACAUACCCAGCGUUGUGUCAGCUUCUGCUUACGGAGGUUGUUUCUUCGCAUCAACCUUGGGGGAGCGGUCCGGUGGUCCGUCUCACUGCGGCGUGGUUUCUGGGGUUGAAUGGGGGUGUGAAAACUGGGGUAUUCCUCCGUCGGUGGGUGCGCCGGUCGCUGCCCCCUGGGGCUCUUGAAUCUGCUAUUCUUCAUGGCUAUCCGGGCCACCUCUGCGGAACCCAGUUCCUGUAAGGCCCGUACCCGGCCUGAUAUUUGGAGCGUUUGGGCGUUGCGGCUGUCUCUCCAGGACCCAAUUUGGGACUGCCACCGCUGGGAGGUUCGCGGCUCGGAGGAAGCGUGGCACAUCAGCUGGCCAGCGUAUGAUAUGCCAUAUGUUGCUCACCUUUGCCUGUAAGCUAAAGGGGAAACCCCAUUUGUAUUGUAUCCGCCGUUCUCUAAGCAGGGUGGUUAGCGGUCUCAGUGCCCUUCUCGCUUCCAGGGUGAGUACUGAGAGAUCCUGAUAUAGGGAAAUCUGGGCGUCCAUGUAGGUGAGGUUCUGUUGGUUUCUUGCUUCCCUCAUGAUCUCGUCCUUUAACGAGUAGGAGAGCAGGUAGCAGAUUACGUCUCUAGGCGGUCCCUCAGCGGACACGGGGCGCAGGGCUCUGUGUGCACGUUCUAUUCCAAAGUCUGCAGGGGCCCUGUCCCCUAGUAUGUGUGUGAACAGACCCAGCAGGAGCUCUGGUAGUGCUUCCCCAGCUGUUUCAGGGAGUCCCCUGACGCGAAUGUUGUUCCUCCGUCCGCGGUUGUCCAAAUCUUCCAGAUUCCUUCUUAACUCCAGCAGGACAUUGCCUUGUCUAGUAGUGGCUGUGUCUGUGGCUUGGCGGUGUUGUAUUAUUUGGGCACGUUCUGCCUCUAGUUCCUCCACCCUGCGUUCCAGUGCUGUCAGGUCUCUCCUCACCUCCAUGACCUCCUCUCUGAUUACUGCCCUAAUUUCAGCCAGCAGGUCGGUCUUAUCUGCCUUGGACAUCAUGUUUGCAGAUAUUGUGGCCAGGUCUGCUGCAAUUUGGGUCAGUGACUCCUCUCUGGCUGGGCCUGUUGCUGGGCUGUCUGAGCUGCUGGCGUCUGGUGAGGGAGGCGCCAUUUUGGCCGCGGCCUGGUGCGCCCGCAUGUCUCGCGGCGUUCCGAGGUACCCGUCCAUGGGACCCGCUAUGCGGCUCGGUGAGCCCGUUUGUGAGGGGCCAGGGGUGAGUAGCCUCUUUGUCUUACCCAUCUCGGGUCUAUUCGUGCUCGUUUAUCGGUGCGGUAGUGAGCUGGGGCCUAGGAGCUGCAGGGAGAUGCGUCUCACUCCAUUCCCGGUCAGGCCACGCCCCCAGCUGCAAUAUUCUUGACUUAGUACAUCUUUUGUUCUAUAAGUUUGACAGGUUCAUCAGACUUGUCUAUAUAUAAUAUUGUAGGAAGUGUGUGUAUGUAUAUAUGUAUAUAUGUGUGUGUGUAUAUAUAUAUAUAUAUAUAUAUAUAUAUAUAUAUAGCGCCAAAAGAUAGUCUUUUAAAAUUCAAAUACUUUAUUUAAAUCAGGAUAAAAUCAGCGACCAACGUUUCAGUCCCCGCUCUGGACUUUCCUCAGGGUCAAAAUGACAGGACAACAAAAAAUACAUGCAUACAAUGACAAUAUAUAGCUAUGUUUGCAAUUAAGAAUAACUCACCCAGGUGCAGUGUGUCAAUCGCGGCUACCGCCGUGUAUACUUCCAGGUAUGCGCACGCAUACACCUCCUAAGCUCCGCCCCCAAACGUGCACGUGAUAGGUGCCGUAGUAAUAGCCAGUUAUGUAUAAAUGGUCUCCAAGCAACCAUAGACACCAAGGCUCAGUGUCUGUGAGGAAAGAAUAUAGAUACCAACAUGCAAGGAGAGUGAUAAAAUAAAACACAAAGAUUCUUAAGAACAUAUUUGUGAUCUACCUUAACCCCUUAAGGACCAAACUUCUGGAAUAAAAGGGAAUCAUGACAUGUCACACAUGUCAUGUGUCCUUAAGGGGUUAAUAGAUAAAUGUGAAUGUUGUGGUAUAAUACCAGUAGAGGUAUAGUAAAUAAGAGUCAUGUAACAUGACUUUAAAGAGACAAGCUAUCCAAAAAUAGCAGUAUAAAAUGUAAGUGCUAUGUUUAAAGUGAUAACGUGCAAACAAAGUGCUGUGCCAUGCAAUCAUGCAAACCCAUAUGAACAAAAUAAUGCCUCAUAGCUGUUACUAUAAAAUACAUUUAACCUACUAUAGAGUAUUCACACAUAUAAAAUAAAACAUAAAGGUACAAGCUGGCUGGGCUAAAUAAAUGAAUAAUAGGGGAUAGUCUCAUUCAGCCCUUUGGAUGCUACUGUGUCUAACUGAUAUAUCCAAAACGCUUCCUUCUGGAGCAACAUUCUACCUCUGUUACCACCCCUCUUAGGGAGGGGAACGUGGUCUAUGCCCACAAAUUUAAGGAAGGAUAAUGGAUGUCCCUUUUCCAGGAAAUGUUUAGCCACGGGCUUAUAUAUAUUUUACCAGGAAGAAUAAAUUGAGAUUUCUCUCGUUUUUAAAGUAUGUCCUCGUUUUCAUUAUAUAUACUGUCAUAAAUCAGAAAACUGCUAAUCUAAACAGCAGAAAAUCAUACAUAAACAAAAUCUUUUGAAGUGCAACAAAAAUGUAUAAAGCGCCUAAAAGUUCCGUAGCGCUGUACAAUGGGUGGACUAACAGACACUUAUUUGUAACCAGACAAGUUGGACGCACAGUAACAGAGGGAUUGAGGGCCCUGCUCAAUGAGUUUACAUGCUAGAGGGAUUGAGGUAUAGUGACACAAAAGGUAAGGAUAGGGUAGAAAAGUAGGUUGCUAGGAUAGUAUUCAUUGAGGGCUUAGUGUUUUGUUUAUAAAAAUAACAGUAGAUUACUAUUAAUUCUGGUUUCCCAGGAAAAAAAAAAAAAAAAAAUAUAUAUAUAUAUAUAUAUAUAUAUAUAUAUAUAUAUAUAUAUAUAUAUAUAUAUAUAUAUAUAUAUAUAUAAUUUCCCCUCUUCUCAUUGUUGCAUUUCCGUAGGUUUGGAAUAUGUGACUUUCUGCUUUUUAAAUUUAGAAUUUUUGUGUGUGUGUGUUAUCUCUGAUAUUAGAUUUUCACCAGUCUUUUAGGGAAUUAAAUACAAUGUAAAUUCAAAGGGCACAUGGAGAUCCUCAUGACUUUAGCCAACAGAGGAAUGACUGACAUGUCUGUCUUUACUUUGAAUUUAUUUUUUUAAAGCUAAUCACAGUUCAACAGUGUUAGAAGAAAUAUUUAUUCACUUAGUUCUGGAGUCUCAGUGCCCGCUGCUUCUCCUCUCAUAGACUGGUAAAUUACACAUAUGGCCCUACAUAAAGUGGAAUUUGGAGAUAACUUUUGUAAAGGUUUCAAGCUUAUUUUACUGUUCUGUCUGCGAGAAUUCAGAUAAAACAAGCAAUAACAACCCAGUGAGUAUAUAAAAUGAUAUGAGACAUGGCUGCCCUUAGUACCAAUGUUCGUUUUAACUAUGGGGCCUUUUCUGGUAAUUAUCGGGGGGGGGGGAACAUGAUAUUAAAGGCUGUCACUAUAUUGGAGUUAUUUGUGUGCUCUUAUCUCAGACACUUUUAUAGAACACUCUUUCCCUUACUGCACAGGCAACAAACUAUUUUUGAAGACCACUAGGGACUCCACCCCCUACAUUCCAAUUUCCAAUUCCAAUUUUGGCACUAAAUCAUAAUCUCUCUCUCUGUUUACAUGAAAACCCUUUAAGUGUGAUUCUUUCCUGCCCUGUCCCCUCCUUUUUUAUUUAUUUUUUCUCUUCUCUGCAUCUAUUCUUCUUUUCUAUUUCACAUAAAUAUAGUGCAGUUUCUGGCCCUUUUCCUAUAAGCUCCAAUAAGUAGCUUUCAGCAUUGAGAACGUGUAACAGAUAUCAGUCAACAAUUUACCACAUGUUAGAUACGGUUAUGCUGAAUAUCUAAUGUGAUGUAUUGGUUACUAUUAACAUAAUUGCUUCAUAGACUAGGGAUAAACCAAAAUUAAAAUUCUGAGCCGAAACUGAAAAUUCAAGAUGCCCUUGGCCGAAAACCGAAAAUGACGUUUUUUUUCCCCAAAUUCUUUUAAAAUAGUUUUUUCUAUAAUUGUAUUAAUAUUUAGACUUUUUAUUACACCGUGAGGGAAGGGGUGACUGGUGACAGUGAGACUGUGACACAGUGAGGGAGGGGAUGACUGGUGUCAGAGUGAGUGGGUGACAGUGACUGAGGGGGGUGGUGACUGGUGAGAAUGACUGACUGACUGACUGGGGGAGGAGGUGUUAGAAAUAUCCAGGUAAUGGCUGCAAAGUGAACGUCAGCCGCACUAAAGAGUGGCAGCGAAUGGUGGGAUUCCCUGUGAUGGGUACCGGGGGUCCUCCAUUCCCCUGCCAGGGCCGCUCCCCGCCAGCAGCCUAGACUGGGGACACCGGGCACAGCCCGCUUACUGCCUGACACAUAUGGGUAGGCCACAGCCAGGCCUGGAAGCAACACAGCAGUUUCCCCACCGGGAUCUGUGUCAUGGGGGCUGUCAUUGAGGUACUGCUUGGUGGCUGCCCGUGAGGCAGUGCCACGUUGGGGGGCUGUAAUUUUCACCAUAUUUUUGGCCAAAAUGGGAUAGGCCUAUUUUCAGCCAAAAUUUCGGUUAUACAUGCAAAAAUAUCUCCAGUAUAACUGUUCACAGUAAAAGUGCAACAAAACAUUACCUUCUAGGUUAUAUGAAUUCAUGUCAGACUAUAUGAUACCUUAAUGUUUUCACUAGAAUUUGGUGCCAGAAAAUGUUUUUCUCACAAUCCUUAUUGAAUUAAUUUUACAAUGUUUAAACCAAAAUUAUAUUUGUUAGAGUAAGGAAACCUAGUAUAUGUUGUUUUUGUUUUUUAUUGCUCUAUUUUAUUUUAUUUUUUUCCCAUUUAAUUCCAACAAUUUUACUGUUUCAGCACCAUUGCUAUCGCGGCUCUGGAUUCACACUCGGUAAGCUGACUUUUUUUUUGCUUUUGUCAAGUUUUUUUUUUUUUUUUUUUCAGUUUUGCCUUUAGCCUCUUGUAAUGUCUGCCCUUCCUUUGUUUCUUAGUCCAGGCUCUUUGGCUGCACUCCAUACUCAAAUCAGGCUUCCAACACCAGAAAAUGAAAAGGUUUCAAAGUAGGUUCAAUAUUUUCAGUCAUGAACAUGGUUCUUUUUAGAAUACUUUUCCAACAAAUAUGUUUUGAAAGCUGUGGUGUGAAGUAAAACAGUAGUUUAUAGUGUUCUUGCAAGUUGUUUUUAAGCAAGGGUUGGUAGCCACAGAACAAGAGCCCCUGUUAGUAGUUUGAAAGGCAGCAUAAUGGAACUUGGCUUCUUCUGUUAUCGAUAACUAUUUGACAAAUCUUGCUACAGUAAUGUAUGACAUCAUACCUGCCACCCUGCUUCACUACAGUGUGAAACACACCAGAACAAUGUUUUACUUUAAGAAGCCCAGGCCUGUGUUGCUACCUUUUUAGACAACGGGGAUUAAGUGGCUCCCUACUGGCAAAAGUUCAAAUAUCCCUUUGCAUUCACACAGUCUUGACAUUUUGCAGAAAUAUUAUUUAUUUAUAAAAUAUAUUUUACCAGGAAAGAUACAUUUCUCUCGUUUUCAAGUAUGUCCUGGGUCCACAAAUCAUUGCAUUGUUACAAUUAGGGUACAAUAAAAUACAAAAACAAUAUUAAUACACAAUAAAUACAAAAUUUAACAUAGAACAAGCAGGAAAUAUAUAAUCAACCAUGACAGGUACAUUCUGUUUUGAGGUAUGUAGAGAGGGAUCUCUUAAAGGACUUAGGGAAGAUUUUAAAUUGUGCAAGAGGUUGUUCCACAAUUGCGGUGCUCUGUAGGAGAAGGAGGAUCGGGCUGCUUUCUUUUUGUAUUGAGGUAGACUAAGUAAAGUGUUGGUACUGGAUCGGAGGUUAUAGGAAGUGGGAACGGCUGAGGAAAGCAUUUUGUUCAGGUAGGGUGGGAGUUUCCCAGAAAAGCUCUUAAACACAAGGCUGGAAGGAUGAAGGGUGCGUCUGGAUUCCAGCGACAGCCAGUUUAGUUCUUUUAGCAUGUCACAAUGGUGAGUCCUGUAAUUACAUUGUAGCACAAAUGCAGAACGAGUUAUACAAUGUGUUGAGUUUAUUAAUGUGGGAUUGCGAUGCAGAUGCAUAUACUACAUCCCCAUAAUCAAUGAUUGGCAUCAGCAUUUGCAGUACAAUCUUUUCUUUUACUGUAGGGCUUAGGCAGGAUUUGUUUCUGUACAGGGCACCUAGUUUUGGAUAAAGUUUAGAUGCAAGCUUUUCUAUGUGCAGGCCAAAAGAUAGAUUGGGGUCUAACAUCAUACCCAAGUAUUUGAAAGAGUGGACUGCGGUCACUGUGCCAUUUGAAUUUGUUUUGAUGGAUAGGUGGGAAUUGUGUAAUUUAGGUACUGUUCCAAAGAUCAUUGUGACAGUUUUGUCAGUGUUCAGGAAGAGUUUGUUUUUUGCGAUCCACUUUUCUACCUCUGUAAACUGGUCUUGGAGCACAGCCUUUAAGCUGCGGUAGAUCGGAAUUGCUUGCAUAGAUUACCAUGUCAUCUGUGUACAUGUAUACAUUUGAGGAUUUGCAGACAUUAGGCAGAUCAUUUAUAAAUAAUGCAAAUAGUAGGGGGCCGAGAACACCACACGUGACUGGGAGAGGGAGGGAGUCGCUGUCAGAAAUGGACACAUAUUGCGAGCGAUCCGAUACAGUCGAUCGAAACCAGGUUAGCGAAUGAUCACUGUUUCAAAGGCCUUAGCAAAAUCAAGGAAAAUAGCUCCAGUUAGGUCUCCUUGUUCCAUGCCAGUUUGGAUGUCAUUGCAAACUUUUAAGAGGGCAGUUGUAGUGGAGUGAUUCUGGCGAAAGCCCGAUUGAUCAGAGGUAAGAUAGUUUGAUUGUUGGUAGUACUCACAUAGUUGUGUAUGGACACAUUUUUCUAAGAUUUUUGACAAUACCGGGAGCAAUGAUAUUGGGCGAUAGUUAGAAACCAAAGUAGUGUCACCACUUUUAUAGAUAGGCACUACUCUCACAGUCUUCCAAAGUUUGGGUAUGUAUCCAGACACCAAGGAUUCGUUAAUUAGAGUUGCGACGGGUUUAGCAAUUGCCGGGCACUGAACUUCAGCAGCAUUGCUGGGAUUUGAUCAGGUCCGGACUGGUUUUUCAUUUUUAGAUUAUUAGAUGUUUUUCACUGACACUAACAGGUACAGGUCUAAAAAUGAACUUGUCUAUAUUGGGACUUUGCAAAUUAAGUGGCACCUGAUCCACAUUUGUAGUUUCAGGAUGCGUGUCAUUUAUUAGCUUGGCAAUCAGGGCAGUAGAGCAUCCGACAAAAUAAUUGUUAAAGGCAUUUGCUACAUCUAAGGGAAUAUACCCCUGCAUUUAAACAAAAUUUCACUCAACCUAAAUACACUUAUUCAUUUAUACACUAACAUGCCACACAUACAAAUACACUAACAUCUAGUCACAUAUUACCCAAUAGGUCAAAAAUCCUGGGCCUGUAGCGUCACUCUGGAGUGUGCAGCAGUAUAUGCAAGGGAAAUUUGGAGUGUGACAAGUGGAGAUUUUGCGUGAGACGAAGCAACUCCAAGGGGGUUCAGUCAACUAUUAAAUGGGGCAGUGGUUGUGCCUUUGGCAGCAUGAAUAUUAAAUACCUCACUGCACCCACCAAUGCAUUGACAUUCCAUAUUACGUACAAAGCAUGAAUUAUAAAGAGCUUUUUAGGUGAAAAUGUUUGACUUGUCAGUUAAGACAAUUUUUCACUCCACUGUAUUGCAUCUCAGCUUUUACUGUUGUGCAGAGUUACAUAUAGUUACACUAUAUUUUCAGCGAUUUACUGGUCAGGCAGAAGAGCACUGCAGUCGCAACACCAAAAUCUUCUCUGCCAAGCAGCCGUGGAGAGUAUGUCAUCACUAAGCUUGAUGAUCUGGUGAACUGGGCACGCAGGGUAAGAGUUUUCAUUAUCUCAAAAAAUAUCUGAACGUUCUCUCAAACGUCUAUACAUUUCCCUAAUACUAAAUCUGGAAAAGAAUAUGAAUUUACAUUGCUGAAGCAGACAAUGUCUGGUUUCUGAAAAGAACAUUUGUACGUAUUAUUGUAUUUGUUCAUUCUACAGAGCUCUCUGUGGCCUAUGACCUUUGGCUUGGCAUGCUGUGCAGUAGAGAUGAUGCACAUGGCUGCUCCACGGUAUGAUAUGGACAGGUUUGGAGUGGUUUUUCGUGCAAGUCCAAGGCAGGCAGAUGUUAUGAUUGUGGCUGGAACUCUAACAAAUAAGAUGGCUCCUGCUCUCCGGAAGGUGAAUACAAUAUUUUUUUAUUUUAUUUUUUUGCCUUAGCUCUUGCACACACAAGGCUUACAAUUAAAGAGCUGAACACAAAUUUUAAGUUUGUACCUCUGGAAUAAAUUAUCCUUGGUAGUGUUAAUAUUAAUUUAGAUUAGUCCAGAAUAAUAGAAUGCAAGUUCUGGUGGUCAUUUUACCCUUUUAUGCCAGAAAAAAAUCUAUUGAAACCAUAUGCUUCAAAGGUAAACUGUGAACACCAUAAUGGCCAAUGCAUUUAUUGUAGUAUGACACAAGCAGCACCCAUGUCUCUGUUGACCUAUAAUUUUAUUCUGAGACUAAUUGCAAAAACCUCAGAAUAAAAUCCCACAUUCAAGCUUGCUGACAUCACAGGAGGAAACUAUCCAUUUCCAUUCCUAUCAUUUCUGUACAACUUGAACUGCAUCUAUUUAUGAUCAUUUAUUAAAUAGUAUUCUGGCUUAAAGACUCAAGUCCAUCAAGUUCAGCCUUUUAAAAUCCAUUCCUUUAUGUUGUUGAUCAAAAAAGGCCAAUAAAAACCAUAAUUCAGGUUAUUUACAAUUUGCCACAAAAAGGGAGAUUUAAAAAAAAUCCUCCAUGACUCCGUAAUGGCAAUCAUGUUUCUCCUUGAAUCAAUGACUUUUUCCCACAAAUAUUAUGUCCUUGAAUAUUCUGUUUUUGCAUGGAUGGGGUUAAUUUUAUCAAAGAGGGGGUGGGAUUUGAAAUUUUUUACCGGUAGAUCAUUGCUGAUCCAUCUCCUUGCACUUCACACAGAACGCGGAAGCACAGGGAGGCGCGUCAGAAGUCCCUGCAGCACAUGUUCUCGCUCUGACAGCCUGUCAGAGCGAUCACAGCUGCAGGGACAGCGCGAUCGGGUACUCCCGGUCUACCUCGAAUGCCGAUGCAGACCGUAGGUGUGUUAACCCUAUGAUUGCGGCGAUCUGGGGUUAACUUUAACGCAUGAUGGAACUGAUCCAUCAUCUGGCAUUAAUUGCUUUCCCGGCAUGACGUACCGGACCCAUCAUUAGUCAUUAAGGGGUUAAGUAACUGUUGAGGCACAGUCAGCUCAUGAAGGUAGAAUUAAUGGUAUGUUUUUAGCAUAUUGAGGAUGAUGGGAGUUUACAGAUUGACUGUGAAUUCUCACCUAUCUCCUGGUCCUUGGAAAAGCUAAUGCAAAAGGGUUUUUUUUUUGUUUGUUUGGUUUUUUUUUUUGUGUUUUUUUUUUUUACGUGCUGUAGAGACCACCAAUAACACCCAAUGCUCCCCUUCAUCGUUGAUCCUUUUCGUCUGCCACUUGCUUUUUUCCACUGUUGAAUUUUAUAUUGAUAGGACUUAACCUUCCAACUCCACCAUCUUAUUAAUACUUCUGUGAGUGUAGGAAUAAACCACCAACUGGACACCUGAUCACAUCUCCUCUUCUUAGCCAUUGGUAAGCAGGGGGAAAUGCUGUGUUUUAAACACUGCCUCAUCUAGACUGAAAAGUGGCUGCAGUAAGUGAUCUGUCAUGAAGGGACUGAUCAUUAACUGCAUCUGUGCAUGUCAUUUACUACAAGAAAUGUGAAAAGAGCAGGAGAGGCAGAGAAAGUAAUCAAUUAAAGAAAGUUGAGGGAUGGCUUAUUGAAAAUAUCCAUGGCAAUGGGGAGGAAAGUAGACUAAUCUCGACCUAUUGACAAAUACUGAUAAAUAUAAAGUUCCCCAUCCAAAAAAGUAGCCGCUACUACUUGAUGUGGAGUUUGGUAGGGAAAAAUAAAAAAGCGAAAUAAAGAAAAGCCAAAUGACUUAUAAGAAUUAAAAUAAUAAAUACCCUAAGCAACAGUCUCUUCAAAGAAACUCUGUACCCCUUAAACAUUUCAACUUGAUGUGGUGUUUUGUGUUAGCUUUGUUACUUUAAUAAGUGCGUAUUUCAAGAGAGAAAACUGCACUCUUGUAACGUGACAAAGUUGCACCUUCCCAGCCGCCCAUCAGACAGCUUUGAGGGUUUUCUUUCUGAUUUUUUUGUGCCUCGUCACAAAGCAGAAGGCUGUGCUUCAUUGAUUUCAAUAAGCAGUAUUGCAGACGUGGCAAUAACCGCGCAUGUGUUCUGCAUCCUAAUGCUUUCUGUUGGCCAGAAGACAUCAGCACUGUAGCUGCAGUGAGUAUCUCUUUGCCUGAUUAGAGGCGCAAUAAUCCUUUCAGUGCGAAAAGGGGGAGGUGGCAGUAAUAAAAACCAUGGGUCGUCAACCUGGUCCCUACCGCCCUACCGUUUUAUGAUUCCAGGUGGGCGGUAGCAGAAUCCUCCCUCCCUCCAUCCAGAGGGAUGAACGCUCUAUUCAUCUCUCACGCACUCAGUGGUAAGCAGGAAGUGUGAGGUUGCAGAUGCGAGUGCAUUAAAGAUAAAUAUACGUACAUUUAUUUUUAUUUUUCAACACCCUCCUUUCUAAAAAAUAUGCUGCACUUGCGCGAAAACUGGUGGGCGGUAAGGAAAUCUUUCCAUCAAGAAAGAUGCGUUAGUUGGCGGUAGGUAGAAAAAGGUUGACUACCCAUGAUCUAAACUGUUAAUACAGCACUCCAGCAUUUUAUGUUCUGUAUUUAUAGGUUGGAGUGUCCUUUUAAAUGUCCAUGUUCACAGGCUAUAACAAGCCACGUAUUUUAUUUUGAGGCUUAGCUCCGAACAGUGAAUUUUGAUAUUUAUUUGUUACUAAUUUAAUUUCUUUCCCUAAGGUUUACGAUCAAAUGCCAGAACCACGCUAUGUGGUCUCCAUGGGCAGGUAAGUUGUAGGCACAUCAGUAUGUUUUGAUUCUUGUUAGUCAUCAUGUCCCUUAACAUCUGGAACAUUGCUUGCCCAUUAUGUAAGGCUAGAUGGGCAGUUUAUACCUUACUAAACCUGUCUCUGUUAUGAAUGUCUUGUACAAUUUUCAACAAUUGAGGGCUCUGCAUUAGCAAAUCUAAAAGGAUCUUGUUAUCCUACACAUUUCUACUGUGGAUUGCCCCUCAAUAGAAGCUCCAUAUCCAAACAACCCUUUAUCAUCUGUCUCCAUCAGCCCACUUCAUCUCCUUCUUGGUUAUAAAUUAAAAAAUCUGUAUUGUAGAUUAGAAGAGGAGGAUGCAUUUAAAACAAGUUUUCUUUUCUUCGUGCAUCAGAUUUAUGUGAAUUUCAUAGACUGUCUUUUUAUAAAAUGAAAUCUACUUUUUAAUUCAUAUUUGAGGGUGCCAUUACAUUCCUAUUUGUUGAUUUUCUAGUUCAGGGAUAGGCAAUGUUCAGCACACCCGAUGUAAAAUAUGUAGCCAAUGAUACUUCGAUGGAGUGCCAAAAGUUGCCUACCCCUUCUCUAGUUACUGGCCAGGAUUUUAAUUCCUGUUUUAUACCUACUGGUUGAAAACAUUAAGCAACCACUCCGCUUAUAGCCACCCUCACUUCUCUUUUUCCUGCAGGAUAUUUCUGAAUUCAAAUGCAGUGUAAAAAUACAAAACUUUUAGUUUGUACAUUUGGAUUAAAAUUUAUAUUUAGAUUGCAACCCAAUUAAGGUACAGCUGUGUCAGCUCUUUGUGUCCCUCAUUGAAUAUGAUUUAGUUCUUUACACUAAAGUUUUUGGGUUUUUUUUAUUAAGUGCAUAUUUUUUCCCUCCCCAGCUGUGCAAAUGGUGGAGGAUAUUAUCAUUACUCGUAUUCUGUGGUCAGAGGAUGUGACAGAAUUGUGCCUGUGGAUAUAUAUGUCCCCGGUAAGUUAUGCCUAGGAUUUGAACACUAGUCGCCUAUAAGUGGCUUGUAAACAUUGUAUUACAUUGUGGUUUUUGACACCCAUUUGUAGUGCAUUAUGCUCAUGUCUUUAAAAUAUGCCUCUGCAGCAACCAGUCCACCCUAAUUCAAAACCACUGUUGACUUUCAAGUAUAAAAGAAGUCCAUAUAUGUGGAACAGACAAGUUUACUGUGAGUCCCCCACUGCCUACUCCACCGUGUUAUGUAAAACUUUUGAGUCCUAGCAAUCCUUAUGCGGCUCCAGGUUACUACAAUAUGUGGAUAACCUCUUCCUUUUUAGUCCAACUAAUAAAGACCGUUACAAUGACUCUGUGUCUCUGCAACAACACCUGGUUGAUAGUGGGCACAAAGUGACCCAAAAAAAUCUCUAGCUCUGCUUUCCCACUGUGAAAUAUUUGGGAUUUCUCCUCUCCCAAGCCUAUAAUCUGAUAUAGGCUACUGUGAAUUUGCCCUGCCCGACUACGAAGACAGCUCUGAUGUCUUUCCUCGCCAUGGUGAUCCACAUUCUGAUCACACCUCACCAGAGACUAUUCACUAAUAGUUGUGUACCUCCAGAAUUGUUUUGUGGAUUCUGGGAGUUGUGUGUUUUGUUUUUUUUGUUUGUUUUGUGUGGGUUUUUUUUUGUUUUUUGUUUUACUGCUUGGUUUAACACUAAAUCUAGGGUUAGUGCCAGCAUGCAUCAGGCACUAUAAUCAAUUGAAUCAGAUCAAAUGGUUAUAGUGCCCACAGUGUCACUUUAACCAGUUGCUAAAUCACCAAAAUUUCUGGCUAUAUUUAAAAAAAAAAAAAAAAUCGUAAAAAAUAUUUUAAAGUUCUCCCCUUGAAUAUUCUGCUUUUACAAAAAACAUGGAACAUCCAGCAGUUUUGGUAUGAACAUGAAUUUAACUUUGCUCACACCAGGGAGUCCCAGACUUGUGCCAUUUUUAGUGGCUGAUGGAUGAGCUGUGUGCAGUGCUCAAAAUGCUAUAUACAGCUCUUUAAAUAGAGAUUUAAAUCCCUGUAAGCAGCAGUGCAGUGAGAACAUGAUUAAAUCCCUGCUCACACCAGUAGACCCCAGGGUAUUAAUGGAUACCUCCCAUUUGUCAGCAGAAGCUAUUAUUCGUGGCCCCAGACUGACUGAACAAUGAGCUGAAAGUCAGUGCUGCAUUCAGAAUACUGUGGCUAAGCGCUCAACUGCAGUGAUUCUAGGGAUACAGACUGCUGAAUGUUCUCCCUGCAUGUCCCCAAGCCAAUUGUAAUCAGUGCUGGAAUUUUCCAGCUACCCAGCACCAAACACAGUGAAAUCGGCUGGGAAAGCAUCCUCCAUUCACUAUUACAGAAAUGUUUUUGCAAUACUGAAGAAAGCCAGUAGAUGGUGGAAAUAUACGAAUUUCUAACUAGGGAACCAUUCUGCUGAUAUUAGCAGAGGGUUUCCUUAGGGGUGGGCUAGUGUUAGGGAUAUGUUAGGGAUGGUGUAGGUUUAUGGUAAGGUUAGGGUAGGCAUAUGACUAGUGUAAGGGGUUUGGUUGGUAUAACAGAGGUGAUAUAGGAUUAGCAUUAAAGGAAAACUAUUUGGUCAGGAACAAUAACAACAAUUCUCCCACUAUACCCCCUUAAAUAUAGUAAAAUCUACUGGCUCUGUCUCUGAUCUGCCUCCUUGGCUGACAUAAUUCGCAAAUCACAAUGCUUUCCCAUAGCAUUAGAUUGGCUGAGAUUAUCACUUCUGAUGAUCUCCACCAAUUGGGUGUGCCAUGGGCGGAGCCAAACACUGCACUGGUCAAUCAGCGUCUCUAUGAAGUAAGUUCAGUGCCUACAUGCAGAGGGUGGGGACACUGAAUGUCAGCACUGCCCCAGGAAGCAGGCAGGCUGUAAUGUAAACACUGCCUUUUCUCUGAAAAGACAGUGUUGACUGCAAAAAGCCUGCAAGGACCGACUAAACUUACCAGAACAAUUACGUUAAGCUGUACUUGUUCUGGUGACUCUAUUGUCCCUUUCACUACCAAAAAUUUAGAUCCUAGACAUAAAAGGCAUUUAACAAUCAGGACUGAUAUGGGAUUCUACUUUAAAUUAUUUUUAUUUAGUUGCAUUGAAUAUGAAGAAAAAAUUAUCAAUUUUUUUUACAUUUAAUUCAUACUUCAUGUUAGGCAUACAUGUAGGAGAUUGAGAGAGUCUUUUCUGUCCUUUAAAAAUCAAUAUAAUAUAUAUAAUAUAGGCACUUAAAGAGAAACCCUUUAAAAUAUGGUUGAUGUUUAAACACACAGAACAAAUUGUAGAUUUUGUUUUUGCUCCAUCUUUAACAGGUUUACUGAGAGUUAUUUGUACGAAUUCGUUAUUUCUAUAUCCUUCUCAUUUACAGUGAUCCAUAUCUUAACCCUAAUUAGGGUGUUAUUCGUCUAUUCCUCAUACCAACACACACAUCUUUGCAUUUAUCUAUAUUGAGUCUCAUUUGUGAAUUGUCUGGCUAUUUCCCUAAUUAAUCCUGUUCAGACAUCUUUAAUAUUCCAGUUAUACAUCUGUUUACAUGAAGUUUUGAUUUAUUUUUUUUUGUAAGGCACAGUAUCUUCUCUGCUUCCCUUUAGGCUGCCCUCCCACCGCUGAAGCUCUUCUCUAUGGGAUCUUGCAGCUGCAGAAGAAAAUUAAGAGAGAGAAGAGAAUGCGAAUCUGGUAUAGGAAGUAACAGUUUAUUUAUAAAUACAUAUUUUUUCCUUUCUUUUUAGAUAGGUUCUCUGUUAGUGCCAGGAAGAUUACAAAUCUUGGUGUUUGUUUGGCACAUCUAGAGUAGCUGACAUCUCUUAAAAUCUGUACAUAUAAACAAAUAAAUCAGUCUACUUGUGAAUUAUUCUGCAUUUGUUUGUUUCAAAACUUUUAUUUUGGAGACUGUACCUGUGA